Molecule: messenger RNA, 882 nt
Organism: Anthostomella pinea
Lineage: Eukaryota; Fungi; Ascomycota; Sordariomycetes; Xylariales; Xylariaceae
Source: the annotation of a GenBank genome assembly
AUGUUUGGUCGACACAGAGGGAAGGGCUCAGCGCCGUCCGCUCCUCCGAGCGCGUAUCCCCCACUGGAGCCGAAGAUUCAGCAUCUCGCCACGAGUCUCAAGUACUUGCAGAAACACCAGCACGUACACCUCGACAAUCAGGACAUCAGCAGCCUCGGUAUCCGCUGCAUUGCCCUCGAGUUCACCACUGGGAAGGCGGCUGGUGACGGCCAGCAAUUCCUCCGCAUGCAUCCCUGGAAAUCUGUUGUCGCCAUCGCCCAGCAGCAUAGACUUCGCCAGUAUCCACAGAUCAGCCGUUUGGACGAUGCGGCCUAUUUGAGCUGGCAUGGAGCCCGCUUCAUGAGCAUCUUUUUCGAGUCUCUGCUGCUUCUAAGUAAUCCAGAGGGGGAGGAAAGCAGUUCAGGCUUGGUAUUGGGACCGCACGCUCAGAAUCCCGCUCAAGGUACCAUCUGGCGAAUGCUCGACUCCGGGGGUGGCAUGAAGAAUCUCCACCGUAGCAGUGAUACUCACCAGUUCGAUAUUAUGUUUCUUCUAGAGGCUCUGGAUGUGUCGAAGCCACACGUCACAGCAUUUCUCGCGAACCAAGAUGCCCUCGAGAACAACGCGCUGUUGUGGGGUGAAGUGUGGUGUCUGCUCAUGAUCAUGCUCAACCGCCUGGCGAAACCGCAGUACAGCCAUCAUCACGUGAUCCCCGUCACUAUCGUCUCUGUCUCGGGCAGGAAGCUACGCGUUGUACAGGCCUAUGUGGACGGUGCUCGGGGCAUUACGCAUGUGCAAAGGACGCCGAUCAUAAACUUCGAUCGGGGAACGGAUGCGUGCUGGGGAGAGACUCUCACAGUCUUGUCUUGGUUCCUGGGCGAGCCAGUCGGGAAGACCACGUGA